CCUCAAUUUUACUUGUCAACUUUGUCAACAUAAUUAACAUUGAAAUAAUUGGCGCGAUGGGCGUGAUUGACAGAAUCUGCUCUUGAAUAAAAGUGAAUGAAGCAAUUUUGUAAUGAAAAAUGAAAAUUUCGCGGCAUAAAAAGGUGCAGAAACACCUGGGCUUCUUUAAAAAUAAUUUUAAAUUUCGGGAGCCUUUUCAAGUUCUGCUUGAUGGAACUUUUGCGUAUGCCGCACUUGAGGCGAAAUUCAAUAUAAAAGAACAGCUAGUGAAAUACUUUCAAGCUGAAGUGAAACUACUCACAACUCAAUGUGUGAUUUUGGAAACUGAAAAAUUAUCACGCUUGGAAAGAAAAUUGAACGGAGCAUUACAAAUUAUAAAGAAAUUUCCUCUGCAUAAAUGUGGACACGAGAAAAAUGCAGUCUCUGGGUCAAAAUGUUUGAAAUCUAUGGUUGGCAAUGAUAAUGCCUCUAGAUAUAUUAUCGCCACUCAGGAUCGCGAGUUUCAAGAUCGCGUUAGGAAAAUUCCGGGAAUUCCUCUUCUUUAUUUGCACGAGAAAGCUCCAACUCUCGAACGUCCAUCCGAAGCAAGUUGUAAGCGCGCCGAAGAGUUGCGGAACGGAGCAAUCACGAACAAUUUGCAAGUUCAAACAAUUAAGAUUCUAAAAGAAAAAUCGGGUUUGGCAGAAACCGAAAUCAAAAUCAAAAAGAAGCGAAAAAGGGGAGGCCCGAACCCUUUGAGUUGCAAAAAGAAACAGAAAAAGAAUCUAGAGAUCCAGUCUGCAAAAACAAGUGGGAAAGUUAGAAAGAGGAAAAGAAUUAAACUACCAGCUCAUGUAAAAGAAGCUCUGAAAGCGCAAAUUUCUGCUUGAGAAAUAAAAACACGACUUUGACCAAGAAAAUAAAUUAUCUACAAAAUGGAGAAGAAAUAAGGACUUGGUUUUAAACAUAAAAUAGUGCUUUGCGCUUGUCCGAUUAAAUGUUUUAAAAAAUUGGAAUAAUUUCUACGUUUAACCGAUGAAAUAACUCUCUCGUUUUCAACUUUUUUAUUUUUCCGAAAAAACAGUAGAUUGUAACUAAAAAUAAAUACAUUUUUAGGAUUC
Messenger RNA from Belonocnema kinseyi, 1100 nucleotides. Its product is annotated as rRNA-processing protein UTP23 homolog. Gene Ontology annotation, cellular component: small-subunit processome; nucleolus. The coding region runs from base 120 to 869 and encodes 249 amino acids. NCBI's taxonomy places the organism in Eukaryota, Metazoa, Arthropoda, Insecta, Hymenoptera, Cynipidae. The transcript is spliced from 3 exons. Gene Ontology annotation, molecular function: small ribosomal subunit rRNA binding. The record is from RefSeq and is a predicted model, not a curated record.